CACUCUAGCUUCCUCGGUCGCUGCUCUGGGAGGCCGGAAGCGGAAAUAGCGGAAACCACCGGCAGGGCCAGUUGGUACCCGGAAGCCACCGGGACGAUGGCGGCUGGUUGGAGUUUGAGCCGCUCGGAACGGAAAGCGGCGGCUCGUGCCGAGUUCCUCCGGCAGGAAGAGCAGCGGGAGCGACGGAGACAGGUGUCGCGGAUCCUGCGUAAACCGGCGGCCGAGCGGAGCCCCGACGAGGCUGCGCUGCUCUCCGGCUGUCAGGAGAUCGUUCGGGAUCUGGAGCGACUUGGCAAGAAGCGCGAGAGGCUGCGGCGGCGGCUGGAGGAGGUUUGUGAUGAACCUGAAGAGUUGAAAAGAAAAGUCAGUAAGCUCUCUGCAGCUGUGCAGGGAGCAAAGCAUCUCAUCAUUUACACAGGAGCUGGCAUCAGUACGGCAGCCUCAAUUCCUGACUACAGAGGCCCUAAUGGGGUGUGGACAAUGCUGCAGAAAGGCAGGAGUAUCAGGGCUGUGGAUCUGAGUGAGGCAGAGCCCACACUCACCCACAUGAGCAUCGCCUGUUUGCACAACCACAAACUGGUAAAGCAUGUGGUGUCACAAAACUGUGAUGGGCUCCACUUGCGCAGUGGGCUCCCUCGAGAAGCCCUAUCUGAGCUGCAUGGAAACAUGUAUAUAGAGGUUUGCACAUCCUGCACACCCAAUCGUGAAUACGUGCGAGUGUUUGACGUGACGGAGCGCACAGCCUUGCACAGGCACCAUACCGGCAGAGUGUGCCACAAAUGUGGGGCACAACUAAGAGAUACAAUUGUACACUUUGGGGAGAAGGGCAUCUUGCAGCAGCCCUUGAACUGGGAGGCAGCAAUAGAGGCUGCAAGCAAAGCAGAUGUGAUCCUGUGCUUGGGAUCUAGCUUGAAGGUUUUGAAGAAGUAUCCACAUUUGUGGUGCAUGAGCAAACCACCCAGACACCGCCCUAAACUCUACAUUGUAAAUCUCCAGUGGACACCAAAAGAUGAUCUGGCAGCCCUGAAACUUCAUGGGAAAUGUGAUGAUGUGAUGAAGCUAUUGAUGGAUGAGCUGGGGCUUCCCAUCCCUUGCUAUGACAGAACAAAGGACCCCAUUUUCUCUUUGGCUGUUCCUCUGCAACCUGAAGAAGAAGGCAGUCAUAGCAGAAGAGCUGUGGCUCCACCAGUAGGUCUUCAUGAAGUGCAGCUGGGAGAGCAACAGCAGACACCCGUGGGACCCCUUUCUGGCGGCUGGUUUGGCAGGGGCUGUGCAAAAGGCACCAAGAAAAGAAAAGUGUCUUGAUAAUGGCAUUAUAAGGGUGUGGUUUUUUUAACCUUGAGGACCAACUGAAGUUGCUAAAAUCAGGACAAGACCUUACACCUGCACUGGAUUUGACCAGAAUUGCUGGGCUAACUGGAAAAACACAGCUGCUAUUUUCAUAAACGUUUUGUACAACUACUCAGUUUGUAAACAGAGGCUGAAGCCUAGCUUGGUUUCUGCUAUGGCUGAGGAGAGGUUGGUGUUUAAUACUCAGGGCUGUCAAUUAUUAAAUAUUAUUAAUAAAAUAAAACAAUAAAAGGUAA
This is a messenger RNA of Podarcis muralis (Common wall lizard), 1586 nucleotides long. RefSeq names its product sirtuin 7 (gene SIRT7). Gene Ontology annotation, cellular component: nucleus; chromatin. The record is from RefSeq and is a predicted model, not a curated record. Gene Ontology annotation, molecular function: NAD+ binding; histone H3K18 deacetylase activity, NAD-dependent. Lineage: Eukaryota; Metazoa; Chordata; Lepidosauria; Squamata; Lacertidae.